Messenger RNA from Nelumbo nucifera (sacred lotus), 1010 nucleotides. NCBI's taxonomy places the organism in Eukaryota, Viridiplantae, Streptophyta, Magnoliopsida, Proteales, Nelumbonaceae. The record is from RefSeq and is a predicted model, not a curated record.
UUUCCACAAAGUCAAGGUUGUUCGUCUCCGAAGCGACCACGAGAAGUACCUCUUCGUCGGACUUCGAGUUAACCAUCUCUCUAUCCCCUAUAAUGGCCUCCUCCAAUCUCUGUCCAGCCGACGAGCUCUUCUACAAGGGCCAGCUUCUCCCUCUCCAUCUCUCCCCCCGCCUCUCCAUGGUUCGAACUCUCCUGCUAGCCUCGUCCAGCUCUUCUUGCUCCAACUCCACUACCACCGCUUCUCGAGACUCGACCUACGGCUCCAAUGGCUCCAGCUCUUCUUUUUCCGGUGAUCUCGUCUUGUUCACUGAGUGUGACUCGUCGCGGCCGAGCUCAGUGACCGAGGAAGACGAGUUUAAGCGUCUCAACCACAAUCAUCACCAUCAGAGCCCAUAGAUCAAGAAAUCCACGUACUUAUCUCUAGCGAGGUUCUCUUCUGUGUUUCGCAAAGACAACAACAAGCAUAGAGACCAAGAGAAUGUAUAGGGUCCUUCUUCUGUGAAGCGGAUGAGCGCGUCGGCCAAGGACGUGAUAAGGAAGUAUUUGAAAAAGGUGAAACCUUUAUACGAGAAGUUAUCACAAAAGCAGCAGCAACAGAAGAUAGCGACGAUGGUAACAGUGGCUUCGUUGGCGAUGAGGACAGAGAAGUCCAGGAAAAACAAAGAAAUCUCUGCUUCAAGUACGAGGAAAGAGAGCAACAGUGUAUUCUCUCAUUCAUUCUCUAGAAACCUGAAAUACCCACGAAGGAAAAAAUGUGUUUCCAGUUGCCCAUCUUCGACGCGGUCGUCGCCCAGUCAUUCCGGUGUGCUUUGUCGAAGCGGUGUUUUUGGUGGUAACAUCGUUGGAAGCAUGCAGUAUGCAGAUUCAUCGUCAAUGGAGGAGUUGCAGAGUGCGAUUCAAGGAGCCAUUACUCACUGCAAGAACUCCUUGCUUCAGAAAUCAGAACAAAACGCUGGUAAGUAAUAAUUAGAUCUGAAAGUUGGUGUUAAUUUUGCUCAAAAAGAAUGUAUC